AUGAUUAUCCUCAGCUGGAAUGUGCGCGGGCUUGGGAACCCGUCCACAUUCAAUGCCCUCAAGAAACUACUGAGGGUUCAAGAUCCCGACUUAGUUUUCCUAAUGGAGACUAAGAAGAAGGAAGAUGCAAUGGCGAGAUUAUGCAGUUCUCUAGGCUAUAAUAAUUAUAAGAUUGUUGACAGAACAAGAGAAAAGGGAGGCGGGCUAGCUCUGUUAUGGAAGGAUGGUUUAACUGUAGAGGUUGUGGAUUCGAGUCCCGGUUUCAUAGAUGGUAUUGUGUUAUGUAAUGGGAAGAGGCUGCGAGUGACUGGUUUCUAUGGUCAUCCGACAACGGGAGAGAGGCAUCACUCUUGGGAGGUUAUACGGCGACUGGCUCACUCUCUGACAACGGAUGAUUGGAUCAUUUUUGGUGAUUUUAAUGAAAUUCUGAGGGAUGAAGAAAAAAGUGUUGGGCGGCUCCGUCCCAUGUGUCAGAUGGAGAGGUUUGGAGAGGUAGUAAAUGAAUGUGGCUUUAAGGAAGUGGAGUUUACAGGGCCUACUUUUACUUGGAGUAAUGGUACGAUUGCAGAAAGAUUAGACCGGGGUUUUUUGAAUCCUACUGCGACGAUUUCUUAUCCUAAUGCUCAUGUUUUUCAUUUGGAGGAGACUUGGGAGAUGAAGGCAUCAGAUUCUCUCUAUUCUAAACUACAGUUUUGUGCUGAGAGACUGCAAGAAUGGAAUUCGAAGGUGGUCGGUCAUAUCCCCAGAAAGAUUGCAGCACUGAAAACGUUGUUGCAAAACUUUCCAAUUGAUGCAUGCUCUGAAGCUGAUAGAAGACAGCGUAAAGUGAUUAAACAUGAGAUAGAAAAAUAUGCUGAAUAUGAGGAGUCUCUUUGGAAACAAAAAUCCCGAAUUCAAUGGUUACAAGAAGGGGAUCAGAACACCAAAUAUUUCCAUGCGGUGGCUAAGGGACGUGGUCAACAAAAUAAAAUACAAGGUGUUUGUGAUGAAACUGGGGCCUGGUGUGAGGAUAUGGAAGCUAUUCAAAAUGCUUUUGUGACCUACUUCUCUAACCUGUACAUAUCGGAGGGAUGCAAUAACUUGGAGUUAGUUCUCGAUACGAUCCCAAGAAGAGUUACAGAGGAAGUAAAUAGUAAGCUGCUUGGAAGGUUUGAAAGAUGGGAAGUAGAGUUGGCUUUGAAACAUAUGGGGGCGACAAAAUCGCCUGGUUUGGAUGGGAUGUCAGCUCUGUUUUUCAAAUCCUUUUGGCCUGUGGUAGGGGAUGCAGUCUGUGAGUUUUGUUUGGGUGUUCUGAAUGACGGAAAGGAGUUAGAAGAGUUUAAUCAUACUCUUAUCUCUCUGAUUCCAAAAAUCUCAAACCCAAAGAGUGUGACAGAGUUUCGUCCCAUAAGUCUCUGCUCCACAGUUUAUAAAUUCAUCUCAAAAACUUUAGCUAACAGGUUGAAGAAGCAUCUGCCAGAUAUUAUUUCCAGCACUCAAAGCGCUUUUGUUCCAGGUCGGAAUAUUCAAGAUAACGUUAUUGCAGCAUUUGAAACUGUUCACAGCAUCCGUAUUAAGAAGACCACUCAGGAGCCAAAGAUGGUGCUGAAAUUAGACAUUAGCAAAGCGUAUGAUAGGGUGGAGUGGCUUUUCCUUGAAGAAGUGAUGAAGAAGUUAGGGUUUGCCAACAGGUGGGUUUCUCUAGUUAUGAAAUGUGUUCAGUCAGUUUCUUUCUCAAUUCUUUGGAAAGGUCAACCGGUUGGACACUUUACACCAACUAGAGGCAUUCGUCAGGGCGGUCCUUUGUCCCCGUAUCUUUUUCUCCUCGUAUCUGAAGGUUUGUCAGGUCUGUUACAUCGUGCAGAUGAAGUGGGAAUGAUUCAUGGGGUUAAAGUUGCCCCUUCUGCACCAUCUAUUUCUCACCUCCUAUUCGCAGAUGAUAGUUUGCUCUUUGUGAAUGCUAACAUCCAGGAUUGUAUCUCCCUGAAGCAAUGCUUGUUAUUGUAUGAGAGUGCAGCUGGACAGAGGAUUAACUUUCAAAAAUCGGCGUUGUCUUUUGGUCCUAAUGUCCCUGAAAAUUUGCAAGUGGAGUUACAAGAGUUUCUAAAUGUUCCGGUGGUGGAUUUCCAUGAAAAAUAUCUGGGGCUCCCAACAUCAAUUGGUAGAAAUAAAACAGAUGUUUUUCGGAAGCUGAACGAAAGACUGGAUAGGCAGUUGCAAGGUUGGCAAGGGAAGUUCCUCUCAAAAGCGGGUAAGCUUGUUUUAAUUAAAGCAGUGGCUCAAGCUAUUCCCACUUAUUCCAUGCUCGUGUUCCAAUUGCCAAUUGGGGUGUGUAAGAAAUUCCAGUCUAAGGUGAGCAAAUUCUGGUGGGGCAAGAGCGGUGGGGUGAGAGGUAUUCACUGGAGCAGUUGGGAGCGUUUAUGUACAAGUAAGGAGGCAGGAGGUUUAGGUGUCCGAGACCUCAGGGCCUUUAAUCAGUCGAUGCUUGCAAAAACAGUAUGGCGUAUCUUCUGGGGUAGAUCUUCUUUGGUGCUUGAUCAGGGGACUAGAUGGCGCAUUGGUAAUGGAAGGAGGGUUCGCAUAAAGGGAGAUCGAUGGCUACCAACCCCAUCAAGUUUUAAAGUUAUCUCUUCUUUGCCUAUACCAGAUGCUUGGACUGUGGAACACCUUUUGACGGAAUCGGGAGCAUGGAACGUCCCUCUAAUUCAAUCACUCUUUCUUGCACAUGAAGCUGAGACAAUACUGGCAAUGCCUUUGGGUUUGAGAUCGAUCCCAGAUAAACUCGUUUGGCAUUUCACUAAGAAUGGUAACUUUACAGUUAAAACUGGUUACUGGGUAGCUCGUGCAUUGCAGGAAAAGAAGAAUGGGAGCAUUGCCGGGUGUAGUACCUCUAGGGUUCCAGAGGUGUGGAAGAAGGUUUGGAAGCUUCAUGUUCCAAGCAAGAUCAACUUAUUACUUUGGAGGGCUUUUCACAAUUUCCUCCCGUGUGGUCAAAACUUACAGCAAAGGAGAAUAACUAUGGAUGGAACGUGUUGGCAAUGCGGGGCUGCUUGUGAGUCUACUCUUCAUGUUUUUUGGGAAUGCCCUGCAGCGAGAAAUGUUUGGAAGCUGACCUUUUUAAGUGAAGUUUGUAAAACAUGGAAGGAACCUUCUGUCAUGGAUUUAUUCUCACAUGUUUCGAGUAUAGCUGUCGGUAAUGAUUUGGCUCUCUUUGGCUUUAUAAUCUGGUGGUUGUGGCGGAAUAGGAAUUUGCAGCGACAUGGGGAGAAGACUAUGCAUUCUGAGGGUCUUGUUCAAGCUGCAACGGAGUGGCAGCUGCAAUUUUGUUCUGCUAUUGCACAGACGCCACCAACAAGAUUGCAUGAAGGGUCAACGUAUCAGGAGGUUGUGAACUGGAACACGCCAGCACGAGGCUUUUUAAAGAUGAAUUUUGAUGGGGCUACAGAUGUAAAAAAUGGAGUAAGUGGAAUUGGGGCUGUCUUUCGGGAUCAUGAGGGUACGCUAAAAGGUGCUGUGGCUGCUCCAUUGGUAGGUAAUAUAUCUCCCAGAGCGGUGGAGUCAUUAGCAUUAUUGCAUGGUCUUCGAUAUGCCUUACAUGUUGGUUUUACUAAAUUAGAGGUGGAAGGGGAUGCUCUGACAGUAUUGAAUACGUUGCAUGACAAACAUGACGACCUGAGUUCGGAGGGACAUAUUCUCGAUGAAGUUAAACAGUUAUUUCAGUUUUUUAGUUUUUGUAGUUGGCAUUUUGUGAGACGUGAUUGCAAUAAAGUUGCACAUCGUCUUGCAAAGGAAGCAUUGCAGUUGAGUCACCCUUUUGUGUGUUUGGAGUCGGGGCCGAUUUGGCUCCACCAGUGUGUCAGUAUAGACUUCGAGUGUGAAGUCUGA
Rosa rugosa (rugosa rose) is the source of this 3864-nucleotide messenger RNA. RefSeq lists its product as uncharacterized. NCBI's taxonomy places the organism in Eukaryota, Viridiplantae, Streptophyta, Magnoliopsida, Rosales, Rosaceae. The coding region runs from base 1 to 3864 and encodes 1287 amino acids. The transcript has 3 exons. Gene Ontology annotation, molecular function: RNA-DNA hybrid ribonuclease activity; nucleic acid binding. The record is from RefSeq and is a predicted model, not a curated record.